Messenger RNA from Cetraspora pellucida, 453 nucleotides. NCBI's taxonomy places the organism in Eukaryota, Fungi, Glomeromycota, Glomeromycetes, Diversisporales, Gigasporaceae. The record is from the annotation of a GenBank genome assembly.
AUGGCCCGAGAAAAAGUGCGGGUGGUUGCAAGUGGGGACAGUAAUUAUUCGGUUGGAGAAAUUGUUGACCGCCAACAAGCCGAGGUAACUAGUGAAUCUCUCGUGGAAGCCGGCGAAACUCCUCCCGAAUUGCAUAAAGUGUCGCAGGAUAAACGCACACGAGCGGAGGCUACUCAUGAGCUAAUUUCUCGUGUGAAAUAUUUAGCCGAACACUUUGCUCGUGUUUAUUCUUCCAAUAAGACGGGGAUUAAUUAUAAAGUUUUAGAAGCGGUAGGCGUCAUUUCGUUAGCCAAGGCUAUUGAAAUUCAACUAAUCAACCAGAGCCCUCUUGCCACUAAAAAAAAAAACGUUGUCUACUACGACGAUUAUCGCCAACAAGACGAGGAUAACAAAUCUUACGCUUUGAUUGACCGCCUGACUGACAACAAUAAUUUCGAAUUAACUAGCCAAGAA